Sporothrix brasiliensis 5110 is the source of this 474-nucleotide messenger RNA. RefSeq lists its product as uncharacterized. NCBI's taxonomy places the organism in Eukaryota, Fungi, Ascomycota, Sordariomycetes, Ophiostomatales, Ophiostomataceae. The record is from RefSeq and is a predicted model, not a curated record. The transcript has 3 exons. Bases 1 to 474 code for a protein of 157 amino acids.
AUGGGUCCAGACACGGCUGCACCCCCCGAGGACACGCCCCAUCCAGCGGCCAUCAACUACGUGCUUGGCUUCCUGCUCGUCGGCAUUGCUUGGGGCUUCACGACGCCUUUUAUUCGCAGAGCGGCGCGCGACCACAAGCCGCCACCGCACCCGCUGCUGGAGCGUGCCGACAUCCAGGCCAGCACGGUGAAGCGGCGCGUGUACGGGGCCGUGUUUGCGGUGGUCGACCUGCUGCGCAACCCGCGCUACGCGGUGCCGCUGCUGCUCAACCUGACUGGCAGCGUGUGGUUUUUCCUGCUGAUCGGCCAAGCGGAACUAAGCUUGACCGUCCCUAUCGUCAAUACCUUGGCCUUCCUGUUCACCGUCAUUGGCGAGUGGUGGGUUGAGAGCAAAGUGAUCAGCCGUGAUACGUGCAUCGGCAUGGCUCUGUCGCUGUGUGGUAUCGCCUUGUGUGUUCAUAGUAAGACGACGUGA